[Torrubiella] hemipterigena is the source of this 1894-nucleotide messenger RNA. The record is from the annotation of a GenBank genome assembly. Lineage: Eukaryota; Fungi; Ascomycota; Sordariomycetes; Hypocreales; Clavicipitaceae.
GAGAAAUAUCCGUCGGAACAACGCUGUAUCGGCCCGGAUGAUAUGGUGGCGAGCCCCCGCACCGAUCGACAUAAUAUUAGCACGUAUCUGCGGGGGAAUCGGCAUACACGGCAGGCAAGCGCAUGUCGGUACUGCUGAAAGGUAUAACUGCGAGAAUAAAACCUGAAUUCCAACCGAAUGUAACGUGGGAGUCGGCUCGUGAUUGAUUAGGGGUGGUAUUUAAGCGGCAUGUCUGCUGCUGGCCAAAGAGCCUUGACAAGCUGCAACUGAUUAACAAAGUACUACAACAAUGGCCAUCAUGAAGAACACGGUCCAGAUUGCAUCGACUCUGCUAGCCAUUGGCAGCGUCAAUGCCGCCGCAACACCAAAAGUAGACGAUGGAAAAUUGCCUACGCUGGGAUGGAACUCGUGGAACAUGUACCAUUGCGACAUUACUGAGGAAAAGUUUCUCUCUGCAGCGGAGAAGAUGAAGUCCACCGGUCUCCAAGCAGCCGGCUAUAACUACGUGAACAUCGACGAUUGCUGGUCUGAAAAGACUGGCCGAGUAGACGGACACAUUGCUGUCAACAAGACUCGUUUUCCCGACGGAAUUGAUGGACUGGCCACCAAGAUUCACGCCAUGGACUUUAAGUUUGGCAUCUACAGUACUGCUGGUGACUUGACAUGUGCUGGGUACCCGGCAAGUCUUGGCUAUGAAGAUGUUGACGCUGCCGACUUUGCCACAUGGGGUAUCGAUUUUUUGAAGUACGACAACUGCAAUGUCCCCCAAGACUGGCAAGAUCAGUAUGUAUACUGCAACUCUGACCAUGUCAAGACCGGGCCCAACGGAACCUGUACUCAGGCGCUAGACCCAAACCUUGCUCCUCCAGGUUACGAUUGGAGCAAGUCCAAGUCUGCUGAGCGCUUCAACCGCAUGCGCGAUGCCCUGGUCAAACAGAGCCGCAAGAUUCUGUACAACCUGUGCAUCUGGGGCACGGCGGAUGUCUUUGCUUGGGGCAAGGAGACAGCCAUUAGCUGGCGCAUGAGCGGCGAUAUUUCGCCCAACUGGGGAUCUGUCAUGAACAUCCUCAACAUCAACUCCUUCCACAUGAACACUGUCGACUUUUACAGCCACAACGAUGCAGACAUGCUUGAGGUUGGCAACGGUGACUUGACUCCCGCUGAGACACGCUCCCACUUUGCUCUCUGGGCAGCCAUGAAGUCGCCCCUCCUCAUCGGAACGGAUAUCAGCGUGCUCAGCCAAGCCAACAUUGACAUCCUCAAAAACAAGUAUCUGCUUGCCUUUAACCAGGAUGACAAAUUUGGAAAGCCUGCUGCGCCGUACAAAUGGGGUAUCAACCCGGACUGGACUUUCAACAAGACGCACCCCGCGGAGUUCUGGGCUGGUGAGUCGCAGAACGGCCACUUGGUACUCAUGGUGAACACGCUCGACCAAAAGACAACGAAGACGGCAGUGUGGUCUGAAGUUCCUGGCCUCAAGGGCAAGAAGCACAAAGUUACCGAUGUGUGGACGGGUAAGAGCCUAGGCUGUCUGUCUGAGUAUAAGACUGACGUUGAGUCUCACGACACUGCUGCCAUUCUCGUUGGGGCAGAGUGCAAGUGCUGAUUGAAUAUGAAGACGCUUCGUAUUUAGGCUAUUUUCGUACAUAAUGUUUUUCAGAUAGCGGUUUAUACUCGUGGAGCUGGAUAUAUUUCCCACCGUUUGAUACAGUCGGCAAGCUAAAGUUACAAGUAGUUCACUUAGCAAAGAAUUCUGCUUACCCUAACACUCGGAAGGCCCUAGACGAGAGGUACAGGCUAAUUGCAGCCUGUUUUGAGUUGCAGCAUGGCAACACACUGGUUCGCUUCAGCUCUGCCUGCUUCAAGUGUAGAUCCUACCCCAAUCCAAUAUAGC